Salvia splendens (bonfire salvia) is the source of this 600-nucleotide messenger RNA. RefSeq lists its product as uncharacterized. The transcript has a single exon. The record is from RefSeq and is a predicted model, not a curated record. Gene Ontology annotation, biological process: defense response to other organism. Bases 1 to 600 code for a protein of 199 amino acids. Lineage: Eukaryota; Viridiplantae; Streptophyta; Magnoliopsida; Lamiales; Lamiaceae. Gene Ontology annotation, cellular component: plasma membrane.
AUGUCAAACUCCAAGGACACGCCGCCGCCGACGGUGCAGCGGCGGCAGCCCCACGUGACGCGCUGCGUCGCCAUCGUCGUCCUCGUCCUCAUCCUCCUCACCCUCUUCGUCAUCGCCGUCAUCUGGCUCGCCGUCCAGCCCAAGAAGCUCAUCUUCUCCAUCGAGCACAGCUCCAUCACCGGCAACAACGCCACCGCCGGCAACUCCACCUUCCACUGCCUGCUCCGGUCGAGGAACCCCAACAAGCGAGUCUCCUUCCAAUUCAAGAGAAUCGAGGUGGAGGCGACCUACCGCGGCACCAAGCUCUUCAACGGCAGCGUGGCGCCCUUCCGCCAGCCGGUGAGGAACGUGACGGAGGUGGAGGUGGACUUGCCAGAGGUGAGGGCGGCGCUGCAAGCGAAGGAGGCCGACCAAUUUAAGGCGGAGAGGGCCGCGGGGGUCGCCAAGAUGGAGGUCAAGGCCACGGGGAAGAUGAACAUGAAGAUCGGGGUGUUCAAGGUGCAUCGGACAGUCACCGCCGCCUGUGGGCCCUACGACGUCCCAUUUAAGGAGUCGGAGGGGUUUCGGUGGGUCGACUGCCACACCGAUAUAUCUUAUUGA